AUGUCUUGGGUCUCAGUGAUAACCGCAGUGUCGCAAUGGAUACUCCUAUAUCCUGUUACCUCUCUCAUAUACUACGCAUAUCGAAUACUGCAACUAUUGGCAACGCCAUUGGUGAAACUGGGACAAUUCGCCCUUCAUUGUGCCCUCCUGCCCUUCACACUAAUCUUAAAAUUUGAGGCAUUCCUGACCUUUGUCUUGGUAGCCAUACUCACAGGAAUAUCACUGGGGCUUCUAUUGUACUAUACGAGUUCCUUCAUUGUGGAGACUUUGAACCAAUCCCUGGGGCUAACGUACCCUUUACCUCGUCCACCCAAAGCUCAUCGGAUCCGCACUAUGAAGGGGUUGAAGGGAAAUGCUCCGGAGAGAAGAUAUAGUCUGCUCAAUGAGUACUUGGCUGGAAGCAGAAGGCAAAACAAGGAGGCUGGGCUUCUCUCUUCCACCAUCUUGGAGGAGGAAGAAUCCAAUCAGGACUCAAAUGGAGAUCUCUAUGACUGA
This is a messenger RNA of Aspergillus nomiae NRRL 13137, 495 nucleotides long. RefSeq lists its product as uncharacterized. The record is from RefSeq and is a predicted model, not a curated record. The coding region runs from base 1 to 495 and encodes 164 amino acids. The transcript is spliced from 2 exons. NCBI's taxonomy places the organism in Eukaryota, Fungi, Ascomycota, Eurotiomycetes, Eurotiales, Aspergillaceae.